UAACCCCUUGUUCUAUCCACUGAAAAAGAAGAACAAAAAUACCGGCUAGAAAUUUGUUCUAGAAUUACUUACUGAUGAACGGAGCCCAAUGGGAUUAUUGGCAUCAAGGUCCACUGCCUGCCACACUGGAUUACUGUUUGGUGCAAGCAACCUGUUAUAGUCAGGUAGAAAUACUGUACACAGUUCUUGCUCAUCUCCUGGAGCCUGCCCAGCCACCAUUGUCAGCAUACCCAUCAUCAUCAGCAGUAUUCAUGCACUCCUGGCAGCUAUACUGAGAUUGCAGCUAUUGAGCCCCACCCACCUCAUUCUUUUCUGUGUAAAACAGUAACGCCCUUUUACCAUUAUGGUGUGGUAUUAAUUAAAAAUGGAACCUAUUUCCUUGCAUCAAGAGAUCACCAAGGCUCUCGGUUCCCAGAAUGGUAUUCUCUUCUCCUCUCCUGCAAUUGUGCACCGUGCCAUGUACACAGGACGGGGGAUCAUAGCCCCUAACACUCAGUUCAUUCCUGAAAUGGUUGAUGAGCGUGGAUCGCUGCCGGUGGAGUGGUGGAUCAUGUCCAAAACAGAAGCUAAGAACGCCAUCCCAGUAAAGGACGAAGGAAUCACCUCUCUCCUGAUUGGUGAUCAGUUGGUGUCCCUACCAACAGCCCUGAGGGUAGCAGAGAAGGAGCUCAUGGGAGACUAUGCAGCUCUCUGGCCACUCACAAAAAUUCUGGAUAUCGGUGGAGUUAAGAGACAGCCUAACCUUACUCCAGAGUUGAAUGAGAGAAGUACAGAAGAAACUGAGGUGCCGCCCAUUCCCUGUCACGUGCAUGCUGGAGACGUGGUGGAUGGUUGCUGUAUGGGCCAUGGCAAAACAGAGGCUUACUUCUUUCCUCCAUUAGACGUUCCUCCCUAUAACAUGGAGCUAGGCCCUGUCAAGACAAGGCUCGGUUUGAGGCCUGACGUCACCAAAGAUAAAGUUCUCUCCUCCCUGAGGCAUUUUGGAGAAAAUGACAACCUGUAUCCACUAUUGAAUGAGUACCAGAUCAGACCUUGGGAGAGCUGGACCAUUGAACAGAAGAUCAUCCAUGCUCCAGGGCCGUGGUUGACUUUUGAGAUCCAGCUGCCUCAGGAUGACUUUCACCUGCUGGCCUGGGUGCUAGGAGAGAGGAUAGCCUCGGAGGAGCUGGAGGAAGCAAGGAAAACCUACCACUUGAGGGGAUUAGAGUCUGAUGAGAAACUACUAGAUGAGACUCUGGACUGGGCUGGUAACACUGACCCCUCCUUCAAGGAGCGUUGGUGGAGAGAAUGUGAGGUGCUACAGAAAGGAGACUGGGGUAAAGUGGUGAGGCUGUUCUAUCAUGGUUUCUAUGGAGAGGGUUUUGUGGUGCACCCGGGAGCCAAGUACCAGAGAGAGGGGGAGGAGAGACCGUUUGCAGGCAUUGUGUGGAGUGGUGAGGGCAGAGCCAACAGUUUAGCCGUCAGCUGUCAGGAGAAGCUGAGGAGAGAGUUCUUAGUCACCCCUAACAACCAGCUGCAACUGGAGAACACUUCACAUGCUCAUGACCUCAUAGUGUUCACAGUGUUCCCAUUACUAAAACCUGCUCAUAGUUGAUUCUCAAUUUUGUCAUUCUGAGUUUAUCAUGACAGUUACAUAUUAAAAUUGACAAACAAA
Halichondria panicea is the source of this 1654-nucleotide messenger RNA. RefSeq lists its product as uncharacterized. The record is from RefSeq and is a predicted model, not a curated record. Lineage: Eukaryota; Metazoa; Porifera; Demospongiae; Suberitida; Halichondriidae. The transcript has 10 exons. Bases 365 to 1594 code for a protein of 409 amino acids.